Gracilinanus agilis (Agile Gracile Mouse Opossum) is the source of this 1074-nucleotide messenger RNA. RefSeq names its product tripartite motif-containing protein 59-like. Gene Ontology annotation, biological process: cilium assembly. The transcript is spliced from 2 exons. Gene Ontology annotation, cellular component: centrosome; intraciliary transport particle B; cilium. The record is from RefSeq and is a predicted model, not a curated record. Gene Ontology annotation, molecular function: zinc ion binding. Bases 1 to 1074 code for a protein of 357 amino acids. Lineage: Eukaryota; Metazoa; Chordata; Mammalia; Didelphimorphia; Didelphidae.
AUGCAUAAUUUUGAGGAAGAACUAACAUGCUCCAUAUGUUGUAGCAUAUUUGAGGAUCCUCGAGUACUGCCAUGCUCCCAUACAUUUUGCAGAAGUUGUUUGGAAAAUGUUCUUCAGGCAUCUGGAUACUUCUACAUGCAGAGAGGCAUGGGAACUCCACUGACAUGUCCUAAUUGCAGGAGUGUAAUUGAAAUCCCUCCCCCUGGCAUUGAAUCUUUGCCCAUCAAUUUUGCCCUGAGGGCUAUUAUUGAAAAAUACCAGCAGGAAGAGCACCCAGAUGUCAUCAUGUGCCCCAAGCACUCCAGCCAGCCACUCAACAUCUACUGCCUGCAGGAUUGCCAGCCGGUGUGUGGCCACUGCCUUACCAUUGGCCAGCACCGCGGGCACCCCAUUGAAGACAUUCUCAGUGCCUACAUGAAAGUAAAGGAUGAGCCCCACAAACUCUUCAAGCAGUUGACUGAUGAUCAAUGGGAAGAUUUCUGGUUGCUCAUUGAAAAGUUAAAGGAGCAGAAAUCCCAUGUGGAGCAAAUCAUACAAAUUGAGAAAGAAAACGUCCACCAGUAUUUUAAGGAGCUUAAUGAUAUCUUGGAACUGAAAAAAGAUGCUUUACUAUCUGCCUUGGAUGAUGUUGGGAAGGCAUUCAAUGAAGAAUACAUUCCACAAAUAGAAAGAAUGACAGAAAUAAGAGUGGAGCAAAUUGAAUUAAAGGGAUUGACUGCCAUGUUGACAGAGGAGGAAUCACCAGUUAAGUUCCUUGAAAAAAUAGGUAAUAUUCGUCAGCGGGUGCAGGCACUAAAACAAAGAGAGCUGCCCGGCGUUCAAAAUUUUGAGAUUUGUCCCCAUGUUGACACCGUCCUGAAGGAAGAGUGGGCCAGAAAUGAAAUCAGUCAAAUAAAAAACCUUGUGGUUCCAGAAAUAAAGCUCUCCUCCCAAAUGAUGCAAAGCAUCCCCUCCAAGGAGGAGAAGGAGAAGGAAAAAGAAAAGAAAGUGGAGUUUGCAAAGAUUUUCAGCAUUUUUAUACUGACAGGCAUUUCAGUGAUGUUGAUGUUAAUAUUUUUGUUUAACAGACACUAG